UACUGUAGAAUGUAGUAUGGACCAUAGGACAGGACGAAGACCUCCUGUACUGUAGAAUGUAGUAUGGACCAUAGGACAGGACGUUAAGAAGCUGUGGAGGCCUAAGAUGCUCUACUAGUCUGCUGGAAAUCCAAAGAAGACGAAGGAGUCAAAAGCAAAAUGGCGUUUGACAGAGAAGGCCUAAACGUGGCCACUGGCCAUUAUUGUUUCUCUAUUUGUAUUUAGUGCAUACAUGUACGCAUAUAUGUCGUGUAGUAGAUGAAACAUUGUUAGUCAUUGUUUGUAUCCGGAUACAUUAGUCUGAGCGCACUUUAUCAAGUCUUGUGCUAGCUUAGCUUAGCUUGCUAGUUAGCUUAGCUUGUUAGCUGCUAACAAAGAGACGCGGACGUUAUCAACACAUCGCUAAGUAGAGAUCAAAUGUGAGUGUAAAGUGUUGUGAUUGUGUGAAAAUGUGCGAAAGAACGAUAGCAAAGUAUGAGGAGGAACUUUGUCCAACAAAAGAGGAGAAGGAGCGACAACAUCAACUACUGGACGCUGUUUUCAAGAAACAUCAAGUUGUGUUACACAGAACAGACAUUCAGCAGGCCCCCCACAUUAAAGAGGAAGAGGAGGAUCCACAGCCCCCCCACAUUAAAGAGGAAGAGGAGGAAGUGUGGAUCACUCAGGAGGAAGAGUGUCUUCUCGGGCAGGAGGAGGCUGAUCUCAGCAAGUUUCCACUGACUGUUGUCUCUGUGAAGACUGAAGAGCAUGAAGACAAACCACCUGAGUCCUCACAGCUUCAUCACAGUCCAAACGUCUGUGAAGAACAACUUCUGCCUGAAAAACAGGAGUGUAGCUUCAGGAUGGUGAAGGAGGAUCCAUCAAAGAGGAAGACCAGGCGCCACAGACCCUCUGGUGUCUCCUUUUCCUCUUUGACACAGACCCUUCCCUGUAAAAAGGAAGAGGAAGACUCACUGACCCCCCACAUUAAAAAGGAAGAGGAGGAAUACAGCAUCAGUCAGUUGGAGGAGUUCCCAGUGAUUGUGAAGGGUGAAGAUGAUGAGGUCAAAGGUGAAAGUGAGGAGAAGAGCAGCAGCUCAACACAACACAUGACAACAGAAGCUGAUGGAGACCACUGUGGAGGAUCACAAGCAGACAAGCUCUUAGCUCCACUAUCAGAUAGUGAGGACACAACGUCACACUCUCCUGACACUGAUGAUGAAGACUCUAAAGAUGAUAAGACAUGUCACACUGACAACACUCACUUCAAAUGUUCUCACUGUGACAAAACCUUCAAAUACCAUUGGCAUCUGAAAAGACACAUGAGAAUACACACCGGAGAAAAACCUUUUAUCUGUUCAAUAUGUGGUAAAGGUUUUGUAGAAAGUCAGAGUUUGAAAAGACACACAGUAUUACACACUGGAGAAAAACCUUUUAUCUGUUUAAUCUGUGGUAAAGGUUUUGUAGAAAGUCGCAUUUUGAAAGUACACAUGAGAAGACACACCGGUGAAAAACCUUUUAUCUGUUCAAUCUGUGGUAAAGGUUUUGUACAAAGACAACAUUUGAAAUCACACAUGAAAAUACACACUGGUGAAAAACCUUUUGCUUGUUCAAUCUGUGGUAAAUGUUUUGCACACAGUUCAUGUUUGAAAAAACACAGAACAAGACACGCUGGAGAAAAAUCUUUUAUAUGUUCAAUCUGUAGUAAAGGUUUUGUUCUAAGUAACGAUUUGAAAGUGCACAAGAGAACACACACUGGUGAAAAACCCUUUAUCUGUUCAAUCUGUGGUAAAGGUUUCACAGAAAAUCAAUGUUUGAAAGUACACAUGAGAAGGCACACUGGUGAAAAACCUUUUAUCUGUUCAAUCUGUAGUAAAGGUUUUGUAGAAAGUCGCAAAUUGAAAGAACACAUGAGAACACACACUGGUGAAAAACCUUUUUCUUGUUCAAUCUGUGGCGUAUCUUUUAAAAGGAAGGAACAUUUGAAAGUGCACAUGGGAACACACACUGGUGAAAUACCCUUUUCCUGUUCAAUCUGUAGUAAAGGUUUUGUAGAAAGUCGCAAUUUGAACGUACACAUGAGAACACACACUGGUGAAAAACCUUUUAUCUGUUCAAUCUGUGGUAAAGCCUUUGCACAAUGUAACCAUUUGAAAAGACACAUGAGAACACACACUGGUGAAAAACCUUUUCCUUGUUCAAUCUGUGGUAAAGGUUUUACACAAAGUCACAAUGUGAAAGUGCACAUGAGAACACACACUGGUGAAAAAACGUUUUCCUGUUCAAUCUGUAGUAAAGGUUUUUUAGAAAGUCGCAGUUUGAAAGUACACAUGAGAACACACACUGGUGAAAAACCUUUUAUCUGUUCAAUCUGUGAUAAAGGUUUUGUACAAAGUAACCAUUUGAAAAGACACAUGAGAACACACACUGGUGAAAAGCCGUUUUCUUGUUUAAUCUGUGGCUUAUCUUUUACAAGGAAGGAACAUUUGAAAGUGCACAUGAGAACACACACUAGUGAAAAACCUUUUUCCUGUUGAAUCUGUGGUAAAGGUUUUAUACAAAAUCAGUGUUUGAAAAGACACAUUAGAACACACACUGGAGAAAAAUAAAAUUUGUGUUCAAUCUGCAACAGAAGCUUUUGUGAUCUAUCAAACCUUGUAGCACACAUGAGAACACACCCAGGAGAGAAAGUGUUAAGUUGCAGUGUGUGUGGUGAAAGAUUCUCUCAUAAGUACCAGUGUAAGAAACACAAGUGUGCUGGUGAGAACAGCAGCAGCAAAUGAAACUGCAGGAUUUGAAAUAAACUGUCAAGACUUGAAUUUGGACUUUCUAACAUCAGCACAUAUAACACGUGUGACAUUGUUGUUUGUGUAACAAUCUUUUUAAUAUGCUUCUACAUUUAUAGAGUAGGUAUUUUACAUUAGUGCUUUUUUCAGUCAAGUACAUGCAUUCAUAUGCAACAUUGUGUACUUUUAUUAAAAAAUGAACAGAACAAUUUGACUGAAAAGGUGAGAGUAAACAGUACAAGACAUAUUUUACAUAUAAUAAACAUUUUAUGUGUGUAUAUAUAUAUUCAUGAUACAUUUUUAGACUUAUUCAUAAUAGUGUUUUGUAUAGGUGUUGGAAAUAUUGAAGUAUUACAUAAUGUUAUUUCCAUAGAUUAUCACCUUUAUAUGAUAUACAUAUGUACUGGUUCACAUCUGAAACACUUCAGGAAGCAUAUUAUUAUUUACUUUUUACGUCAUUUGAACAGUUGUCUUUUAUACAAUUUUAAAAUGUGUAAUUUUAUGAAGCAUUUGUUGGGUCUUUAUAAUCCAUUUUAUUAAUUAUCUUUAUCACUUUCUUUUGUAAUAUGAUUGUGUUGUGAUUGUUUUAUAUGCAUGUACUCUGAGCUUUAUGCAAUAAAAAUAAA
This is a messenger RNA of Nerophis lumbriciformis (worm pipefish), 3391 nucleotides long. RefSeq lists its product as uncharacterized. NCBI's taxonomy places the organism in Eukaryota, Metazoa, Chordata, Actinopteri, Syngnathiformes, Syngnathidae. Gene Ontology annotation, cellular component: nucleus. Gene Ontology annotation, biological process: regulation of transcription by RNA polymerase II. Gene Ontology annotation, molecular function: DNA-binding transcription activator activity, RNA polymerase II-specific; RNA polymerase II cis-regulatory region sequence-specific DNA binding. The record is from RefSeq and is a predicted model, not a curated record.